This is a messenger RNA of Synchiropus splendidus (mandarinfish), 3036 nucleotides long. It is a transcript of the gene thbs4a, whose product is annotated as thrombospondin 4a. Gene Ontology annotation, cellular component: extracellular region. The record is from RefSeq and is a predicted model, not a curated record. NCBI's taxonomy places the organism in Eukaryota, Metazoa, Chordata, Actinopteri, Syngnathiformes, Callionymidae. Gene Ontology annotation, molecular function: calcium ion binding. Bases 29 to 2899 code for a protein of 956 amino acids. Gene Ontology annotation, biological process: cell adhesion. The transcript has 23 exons.
CGGGAGCUCUGUCCGGUGGUGUUGGAUCAUGGGUGUCCGGACCAGAGGCUUGGCUCUGUCGCUGUUGCUGCUGCAGCUCUUGGCCAGUGCCACAGCCCAGGGCUUGGUCUACGACCUGCUGGUGUCGCCGGACUGCCUGCCCGACCUGCUCCAGGGGAGCCUGAGGAACAACGGCCGGGACGAGGCGUUCUUGCUGUCCUCCUUCAGACUGCAGAGCAAAGGCCCCACGCCACUCUACAGCGUCAUCAAUCCGAAGGACAACACAAAAUACCUGGAGCUCAGCGUUCAAGCCAAGCUGAGCAAAGUCACUGUGCGAUACCAGAGGUCAGACGGCAGAUUCAGCACCACCAGCUUCAACCACGGAUCCCUGGCUGAUGGCAGAGAGCAUCAUGUGAUGCUGCACGCCAGCGGUCUGCAGAACGGCCCGCCACGCCUCAGUAUCUAUGUGGACUGCAGACUGGUCCACUCUCUGGACGACCUGCCCAUAGCUUUCGGCGCCAUCUCGGCUGGCUCUAACAAGGUGGCACUUAGGACCCUGCAGCCCAAUGGGCAGGACGAGCUGACCGACUUGAAACUGGUGAUCGAGGACAUCGUGGAGAACGUGGCGACUCUGCAGGGCUGCAACACGCAACAUCAGGGUCAGGUGGUGCAACUGUUGGAUAUCCAGAGCAGUCGAGCAUCACAUGACCAGACCACCAUGAUGGAGCUGAAGAGCUUGUUGGCUGAGAUGAAGGAGCUGCUCCACCAGCAGAUUAAAGAGACCAACUUCCUGAGGAACACCAUCUCAGAGUGUCUUCCCUGCGGUCUUGCUGGGAAUCCCGCCAACCUAAAUGUGGGUCCGGGUCCAGGUCCGGAUUCAGAUCCCAAUGGCCGACUUCCACAGACACCUUGUCCGCAUGGCACUUGCUUUAGACAGAACAUGUGCAUCCCGGAUGGAAGAGGCGGUUACAAGUGCGCUCCGUGUCCUGAUGGGUUCACGGGCGAUGGGGUCAACUGCGAUGACGUGGACGAGUGCCAGCUGGAGCCGUGUUUCUCUGGCGUGAAGUGCGUGAACACGGCUCCUGGGUUCCGUUGUGAGAAGUGCCCGCUGGGAUACAUGGGACCUGAGCUGAAUGGAGUGGGAGUGAACUUCGCCAUGUCCAACAAACAGGUGUGUGUGGACAUAGAUGAGUGUGUGAAUCCGCCCAAAAUAGGAGGCUGCACUGCCAACUCUAACUGCUACAACACCAUGGGCUCGUUUCGCUGUGCGGAUUGUAAAAGGGGCUUCACGGGUGACCAAAUCAGAGGGUGCCACGUCAACAGGCUGUGUCCCAACGGCCAACCGAACCCAUGUCACGAGAUGGCGGAGUGUGUUCUCCAAAGAGACCGCAGCGUUACGUGUGUGUGUGGGGUCGGGUGGGCUGGAGACGGACACAUGUGCGGGAAAGACACUGACAUCGAUGGCUAUCCGGACAACCAGCUGCCAUGCAGCGACAUCAGCUGUAAGAAGGACAACUGCGUGAUCGUCCCCAACUCUGGCCAGGAAGAUGCCGAUGGGGACGGAGUGGGAGACUCCUGCGAUGAUGACGCGGACGAUGACGGCAUCCUUAACAUAGAAGACAACUGCUUGUUGGUCCCUAACCCGGAUCAAAGGAACAGUGAUAAGGACCUCCACGGCGACGCCUGCGACAACUGCAGGAGCGUGGACAACCCGACCCAGAGGGACACCGAUAAGGACGGGAUGGGGGAUGAGUGCGACAGUGACAUGGAUGGAGACGGUUUUGCCAAUCCUGUGGAUAACUGCCAGCGAGUGCCGAACCCGGACCAGCAGGACAGAGACAGAGAUAACGUGGGAGACGUCUGUGACACCUGCCCUGACAUGUACAACCCCAACCAGUCCGACUCGGACAGCGACCUGGUGGGCGACACCUGCGACAACAACGUGGACAGGGACGGUGACGGGCACCAGGACUCGAAGGAUAACUGCCCCACCAUCAUCAACUCCUCGCAGUUGGACACAGACAAGGACGGGAUGGGAGACGAGUGUGAUGGCGAUGAUGACAACGACGGAAUUGCGGAUGACAAUGACAACUGCAGAUUGGUUCCCAAUGUGGACCAGAGAGACUCUGACGGGGACAGCGUUGGCGACGUGUGUGAAGGCGACUUUGACAACGACAACGUCACCGACAUCGUGGACCAGUGUCCGGAGAACGCUGAGGUCACGCUGACCGACUUCAGGGCCUACCAGACCGUGGUGCUGGAUCCGGAGGGAGACUCUCAGAUCGACCCCAACUGGGUGGUUCUCAACCAGGGUCGGGAGAUCGUCCAGACCAUGAACUCUGACCCCGGUCUUGCUGUUGGCUACACGGCAUUCAGCGGCGUGGACUUUGAAGGAACGUUCCACGUGAACACGGUGACGGACGACGACUACGCAGGCUUCGUCUUCGGCUACCAGGACUCGUCGUCCUUCUAUGUGGUGAUGUGGAAGCAGACGGAGCAGACGUACUGGCAGGCGGCGCCCUUCAGGGCAGUGGCCGAGCCCGGCAUUCAACUCAAGGUGGUGAAAUCCAAGACAGGACCUGGGGAGUACAUGAGGAACUCCCUGUGGCACACUGGGGACACCCCCGAGCAGGUCCGUCUCCUCUGGAAAGACCCCCGCAACGUGGGCUGGAAGGACAAGGUGUCGUACCGCUGGUUCCUGCAGCACAGGCCGCAGGUCGGCUACAUCAGGGCUCGCUUCUUCGAGGGCUCAAACCUGGUUGCAGAUACUGGGGUGAUCAUCGACACCAGCAUGAGAGGGGGGCGGCUGGGGGUCUUCUGCUUCUCGCAGGAAAACAUCAUCUGGUCUGACCUGAAGUACCGCUGCAACGACGCCAUCCCACCAGACUACCAGGACCUGAACGCACAAAACUCCCGCUGAUGAAGCGAGGGGACCGAGAGAGAAGCUUCCAGGUUCGUAGACAAAAUGCUUACAUCUGGGCAUUUUAUCCGAUUCACCGACAGCACCAGGACCUCAGUCAUGUACCUGCAUAUCUCAGUGGACAGUAAUCAUUUGCU